Molecule: messenger RNA, 2243 nt
Organism: Ostrinia furnacalis (Asian corn borer)
Lineage: Eukaryota; Metazoa; Arthropoda; Insecta; Lepidoptera; Crambidae
Gene: Nf-YA
Product: nuclear factor Y-box A
Exons: 9
Coding region: 213-1079 (288 amino acids)
Biological process (GO): regulation of DNA-templated transcription
Molecular function (GO): DNA-binding transcription factor activity
Source: RefSeq, a predicted model, not a curated record
UAUUUAUAAAAGUAAAUGUCGGCUCUUUGUGGGAAUUCUAUCUACAAUAUGUUUGGCGAAAUUACUUGAGAAGCAGCCAUUUUGGUUACGUUAGCUUACCUUUGGCCUCGUAAUAAUGACGUGUUGCAUAUUUAUCUAGCUAGAAUGAUGAAGUUAGUGAAGUUAAACUUUCUAUGGCUUACAUGUGAUUAAAUAAAUACCAGUGGUAAAUAAUGGAGCAUGCACAAAUACAGAGUUCAGAUGGCACCCAAGUGAUGACCAUCAAUGGACAGCAGUUGCAAGUGUUGCAAAUGAACAACACCCCUCAUAUGAUACAGGGACCCAAUGGACAGCAGAUAGUUGUCCAUACAAUACCAUCCACAGGCCCUGCUAUACAGGUAGCGAAUGGCCAACAGUUACAACAAUUGCAAGUGUUGCCAAUAUCCAGUUUGCAAGGGGCUAGCAGUAACAUGCAGCCGAUGCAACUGGUUCAGACUCCGGAUGGACAGACGUUCCUCUACCAGCCCAACGCUAACACACAGCCUACUAUAGAUCAGCACCAAAUUAUACACCAGCCUACUGUUAUAAACCUGAAUGGGAACCUCGUGCAUGUGGCAGGAGUCGGCAAUGCUGUUCAGCCGCAACAGAUUGUGAAUCAACCCAACAUUGUUAUGAUGGUGAACGGUAACAGCGGAGCCAGCAGCGGAGGCGGCGCGGCGUCGCCGGCUCCCGCGUGCUCCGGCGAAGACGAGGAGCCGCUGCUGUACGUCAACGCGCGCCAGUACAAGCGCAUCCUCAAGCGGCGUGCGGCGCGCGCUAAGCUGCACGAGCUUGGCAAGAUCCCUAAAGAGCGUCCGAAAUACCUUCACGAAUCAAGACACAGGCACGCCAUGAACAGGAUACGAGGCGAAGGGGGAAGAUUCCACUCUGGUAGUAAAAAAGAUAUGGAAAAUGCGGAUAUUUCAGAAGACCUCAAACAACUUGAAGAUAUGAAACCUGACACUGUAUCUAUCACAAUCAUACAGGACGAAGAAACGCAAGACCGCCAGCAAAACCAGUGGAGGCGACUGGCACCGCAUACCUCACUUCAGUCUGCGUAGCGCAGGCCCGUCCCCGCCUCGAGGGACCCGCUCGAUUCCAGCGAGUCCGAAUGAACACCAGAGGCCUUCCACCAGUGUACCAGAGACUCGUAUCAAGUGAUCUUCUGGCCCAGUGAUAGCUCGCUGACAAAACAUGACAUGAAACGGCCAGAAGUGUUAAGUGUGAAGUCCCCGGAAAAGCUGCUUGCUCGUUCACUGAAGAGCGAGCUCGGAAUGUCUACGAGUGUGACCACUGGCCUUCCUAAUUAAGUGUGAUGCAGCAGUCUCUUUACUAGUGCUGGUGUGAUUGUGAAAACUUGUGGACUUGUUAUAUUUACAAGAUGACUCAUCUCUGAGUCAACAUCAUUAAUACCAAUCAACACAGAUCCAGGUGAUUUGAAAUGAUUAUUUUUGUGUGAAUUCACCGAUUUCAGCACCUACUUAACCCUUUUUUUCGUAAUCCGGGUUUAAAUUGUUUUUUUUUUUUUCCUAAGGGAGUGACUUCCUUGACACUCUGUUCAGAAUUAUAUCAAUUUAUCACUUUUUAAAAACAUUAAGACAGAUUUUGUUCUCUAUAUUUAUGCAGACUUAGCUGGACAUUCAUUCUAAGUUGUAUUUCUUUCUUGUAAACUUUAUUCCAUAUUGUUAUUUAAAGUUUUAGGUGUUUAUGCCAAAUAAAUGGAGUUCUUCAUGCUUCAAAUAGUAUGGGAGACUAGCUGAUUAUGUGAUAAAGCUUAACGAUUUCACAUGCACGAAAGCAAUAAUUUUGUUGUUUAUAUUUUUCAUGGUUGGCCUGCUAGGACAGAUGGAGAUAUCUAUUCUUCCCAAUGUAGAACAUAGGCCAUUGCCAGAAAGAUGAUGGAUUUGUGAAACUAUUUUUCUUACUAAAUAACAUUUUAGUAACAUGUUACUUGAUUAUGGAUAAGAUGUUUUAUGUUGCAUAUUUUUUAUUUAGUUUUCUUUUAACUUAUUGAGUAGUUUGCUUUAUAAAGCAAUAAUGAUAUUCCUAAUUUUAUGUAUAGAUUUGCAAUCAUGAAGUUGAGCCCAAAUUAUGGUUUAAAAAUUCGGUCGUGAUGUGAUGCUAAAAUAUUAAUUUAAUGUUAUUAUUAAAUUCUUUGUAAAUUGUGUAAAUAUGAUGAUAGGACUGAGUAGGGGUGUAGAACUUUUGUAUUGCAAGUAAAUUAA